AAUGCAGCGGUAAAUAGACCAAAUAUGAUAAAACAUAUGACUCAACUCCUUAUGGCUUGAUUGCCCUUUUUAUUAUUAAUAUAAUCUUAGCCUUUUAAUUAUCAUCUUUUAUCCGCAUAAAUGCUUCACGUUAAAAAUUAUUAUAAAUAUUUUAUGAUUGGUACUCUAUUUUACAACAUAGUCCAGUUAAUUUUAGGAGAUUCUCAUGCAAAUGAUCUUUCUUACAUGAACAUUACAAUGCCGGGAGUGGCGCCACCUACUAACGAUGCCUAUUUUUGUACCAGUGAGGCAAUCAACGCUGAAAGAAGAUAUUUAGUGGAUUUUAAGGUUCAUAGCUCAAUGGAGGUGGCUCAUCACAUACUUUUGUACGGAUGUAAAGUACCUUAUUACUUGAAUCUUCCCUACUGGCAAUGCGGCAAUAUUUGUGGCGAUUCUGCUGUAAAGAUUAUAUACGCUUGGGCACGAAACGCCUCACAAUUCUCUUAUCCUAAAGAUGUUGGUUAUAAGAUUGGUCAAGAAGUGGAUAUCGAUUAUCUCGUUAUGCAAAUUCAUUACCUGAACCCAAUCAUAGAUCACAAAGAUUAUUCUUUUAUCACAAUCGGGUAUUCAUCCACGCCUCCAAAAUACGAGGCUGGUAUGCAUUUGAUGCUAGCUCUAAAACAACCUAUACCCCCUGGCAUCGAAAAAUUUCACGUCGAUAUAUCGUGUCUAUAUAAAGGACCUAAUAUUCAUCCAUUCGCUUUUAGAACUCACGCUCAUUCACUAGGCAGAGUUAUUUCGGGAUACGUUAUAAAGCACAACAAUAGCCAAGAAAUCGCGAUGAACGCAAAUAAAGUCGACAAUAUCCUAAACGUACGUUCUGGUCAAAACAAGGAAGAAUAUAUGACUUGGACCAAGAUAGGAUUGGGCAGUCCUCAAUGGCCUCAAGCCUUUUAUCCUACUACCCACGAUAUUACCAUAAAAAAAGGGGAUAUCCUGGCGGCUAGAUGUACCUACGAUUCAAGGGACCAAGAGAACUAUGUGCAAAUGGGCGGUUCACACUCGGACGAAAUGUGUAAUUUUUACAUGAUGUAUUAUGGUUUUCCCCAAUCACGAGAACCUUUAAUUUACGAUAACGCGCAUAGCGAGCAUAUGACGAGUAACCACGAAGCAGCCAGUUCGAUUUGCAUGGACGGAAGCGUAGCACGAUUCGAUUUAUGUCCUUUCCAAACGGACCCACCUGAACUUAUGAAUUCCUUUUCUAAAAGCGGAAGUUCGAUUAGUAUGAACGGGCCUCAUGAUCCUAAGGACAAGAAUAUACCAGUGCCUAAUAUUUUGAAUUAUAACGCUUCCUUCUUCUCUGAUUUAAUCCUUGGCGAUAAUACCAAACCACAAAUUAUUCCCAUAAAAUCAAAAAAAUUUCCCCUAGGGGGAAAGAUUUUUCAGAAAGAUGAUUGGCCAAACAAAUUGUUAUAUCCAGUAAUGAACUACGAGAUAAGGCUUAGUUUAAAAGAGCGAUUGUUAUUGAAAUACGAUAUUGCCAGAUUAUUGCACGAAAAUAUUAUGCUUUCUCGAGAUUCACAUGGUAACCCUAAAUUGUACAGAAACCGGCUGCAUUAUUAUGAUAACAAUUUACUCAUUUACUUUAAAUUGCUAAAUUAUUAUCACCACUUUGUACCGCCGCUGCCUUUUGAAUCUAUGCAUAGAUUCAAAGUUAUGGGCAAACGAAGUUACGAUUCGGAAUCGUAUCCGGACAACCCAGAACCCGGAAAGUAUGUUUCGAAUAACUCUAAUAAGCCGAAAUAUUUUUAUUACGACUAUUUGGAUCCUACUGAACGACCGUCAAGGAAAUCUAAGCAGAAUGAUGUUAUAUAUAGAUUAAAUUUCCUAAAAAAUUUACAAAAUUUGGAAGGAACGAGUAAUCUUGGGAAUGACAGAAAUAUUAUUAGAAAUACAGAAUUCUCAAAUAUCUUGCUACCUCAAAAGGAUAUAAAUGAUGAAUCUCACAUACCCAUAUCAGAACGUGACCAAUUUUUGUCGCAUCAGGAAUAUUUAAAAUUGGAAGAAUGGCCUUCACCCAAAUUAGAGGACCAAAUUGGGCAAAUUGGGGGUUUGGAUAUAGAAAUAAUUCCAGUAGAUGGCACUAAUUCGUCUUUUCAGUCUCUUAUCUAUGUUUUUCACAGAGGACCGAAUCAGUGGGACAUAAACACUUUCGAUUUUAAAGAGAACUACUUAUUUCGCGAAACGGGAAUAAUCAAAAGUGAAACACUCUUUACGAUUCAUUCAAAAUCCGGAAUAAUAAUCGACAAAUGGGGAAGCAACAUGUUUUAUAUGCCACACGGACUCACUUUGGACUCGCAAGGGAAUAUAUGGGUCACAGAUGUUGCCUUACAUCAAGUCUUCAAAUUUUCACCACUCAAGAAAGGAUUACCAUCCCCCAAAAAGCUUUUGGAGCUUGGGAUACCCUUCCAACCUGGGCACGACGCAACUCACUUUUGUAAACCGACUGAUAUAGCCAUAUUACCUAACGGGGAAUUCUUUGUUGCUGAUGGAUAUUGCAAUUCUCGGAUUAUUAAAUUUUCUUCCGAUGGGAAAUUCAUCAUCCAAUAUGGUCAACCCACCAAUCUUUACCAAUCCAUUCCAACUAGGGAUUAUAUGAAGGUUCCACAUUCAUUAGCUCUUGCCCAUAUAGAACCCGAUAAAAUUACGAUACGCAGUCGAAGAGAUACGGACAAAGCCUAUCAACUUUUAUUCGUUGCCGAUCGAGAAAAUGGUCGCGUUAUAUGUUUGGUACUUUCAGGAAAUGUAGAGGAUUCCACUAAUAACGAUGAAACAAAUGUAAACUUCAAAUGCCCUUCAUUAGUCGUUCCAACCUCGGAAAGGGGUAGGAUAUAUUCCCUCAAAUAUUUACCCUUGAACAAUUCUAUGGCCGAUAAAUAUAUAGACUCAGGAAUAAAAGGGCUUUUGCUCGUAUUGAGAACUACAUUUCUAAACCCAUUUGAAUCUUCUCCGCUGGCGCCCGCUGUGCUAAUUUACCCGAUUUCGGUGUACAACUCAGCCCCGGGAAAUCCUUUAGUCAAUAGUAUAGUUAGACCGUUGUCUAUAAUUCAAUUGAAUCAAGCCAAUUCAGAAUUUAAACUAACUCAACCCCAUGAUAUGACGGCUGAAUUAUCAGUUGAUAACGAUUUCCUGGAUAUAUACAUAGAGAACAUCGAGGGCGGAGAGAAAAAAUUAUGGAAAUAUUCUCUUUCACUGACUUCGAUUCCCUCCGCCACACAUAUUAUUCCACCCAUCUAUUUCUCUACCUCUAAAAGACCUUCCGUUAAAAAAUCCGGUGUUCCCUCCUUGCCUCCUCUAUUUCCUCCUUCGUUUAAACAAAAAGAUUAUAACCCACCAGAACCUUACGAUAACGAGUUUUCCGAUGUUUCAGACUCCUUAGGUAAAAUGUACCCCAAUCUUUAUGAUAAUAUAUCGCCAUCGGACAAAAAUUUAUUGCUGAAACAAGACGAAUCUGGCGCAAAAAAUCUUAAUAAUAUUAAUGGAUCUAAUGAGGAUGUUACGAUAGUUAAGACCGGAGAUAGAUUGGUCCAAGGUAUAAAAAGAGCCUUCAAUUUUUCUACUCUCCUUAUAAUCGCCAUUUUGUGUGUGCCUAUAACACUUACCAUGGUGAUAGUUUGCGUUAUGAGAAAACAAGCUAACCGGAAAUCCAAAACGCUCAACUUCACGCCAUUCAACGAUGCUGGUUCCUCUCAUCCUUUCUCCUCCUCUACUUCAUCCCGUAAACUUAAAGUUAAUCGCCUUUAUCAAUACGAUGAAGAUUUUAAUAACGAAAACCUGGACUUUGACAAUUAUUAUGAGAAAAGUUCGAAACCCUCUGGCAGGUUUGGUGGAAUCAACUUUGUUAGCAGAUUGUGGGGAAAGUUAGCACCUAAUAACGCGUAUUCCAAAGUUCCUCGUAACUCAUAUUUCAGUUUAGAUUCUAAAGGCGGGAGUUUAAACUCGAGUACCGGAUUUAACGGUGGCCAUAAGAAAAGUUCUGUUCUCUUCAAACCCCUCAAAAACAAUAAAUCCGGCAGGUUCGGAUCCUCUAAAUAUUAUUACGAUUCCGAAGAAACGAGCGAAAGCGAUAGGGAUACCUUGCCCUUAACUACUCCCAAAGAUUUUAAAAUUGGAAAGGAAGAAAGGUUUGACGGGAAGAUCGAAAAUGCGAGGCAAAAGAGACCUAUAACUUCGACUCUAAAUCAAAUUAAGGACACCGAGGAUGGGGAAGAUGACGUAUUGGAUUUGAAAGAUUAUUUUAAUGUGACCGGUAAUAAAGGCAAAAAUAAUCGAAAAGCCAUGAUAGCACGGGGAAUCAAUCGUAAUAAAAUUGAUGACAGAGUACUACUAGUCAAUGAUGUAAAAAAUGGUAUUUUGUCUGGAAAUAUUGAAGCGAACGAAAUUAUUGAUGAACAUUCCAAAUUAAACGGGCAUCAUGAUUUAGAUGAAAAGUCCGAUAUUAUUUUCAAGCAACCACUACAUCGCCAACCUUUACAAAACUUGGAUUUCACCUUCAGCGAUAUAGGUAAAAAUGUAUCGGUCGGAAAAGUUCCCCAAAAUUUUCAAUUUGAUAAUUCUAACGGAACCUUAACCCUGCCCGUCGAUAUAGAUGGGGGAGCUGAGAGCGAAGAAAUCGAAGAGUUUACCCUUGGACACGUGGCUAGUAGAUUCCCUAAAACAUGAUUUAUGAUUUCUACUUAAAAAUUUAUGGAAUAUAUCUACUCUAUUAAUUAUAAAAAAUCAAUGUUAAAUUGUAUUUUCAUUAACGACUUUUUAAGAAAGGAUAAUAAAACUGUAUUCAAAAUCUUUCAAUCCUGGCCUUUAAUUAUCGCGAAUGUGCAUUAUUUUUUUAAUGAUAUACAUCAUUUUUUUUUACCAUUUAUAUUUUCGUUAAAUUAUUAUUCUGACUUUUAAACAGUAAUUUAUAACACGGGUUUAUACAUAUGAUGAUUAUUAAAUAUAAUUAACUAAUUUGAUUUAAAAAUUUAUUUUGUUCCCUUCCUUAAAAUAAUUGUGUGAAACCAAAUUAUACAAAAUAUAAUAUUACAUUUCAGAAUUAUUUAUACAUAUUAAACACUUCGUUCGACAGAAUCUCUUGAAGAAGAAAAAAAUAACCUACUUGAUAUAACGUGUGUUUCCAUUUUUUUAAUAACGCUAAAUAUAUACCAUUUCAUUCCAUUUCUCUUGUCAAAAGAAAAAUUAUAAUUUUUAUAUUAUUUAUAAGCAAACAUGUUAGCAUUUCGAGGGGUCCUAUAAAUAUAAUUUUACAAUUUUACUCGGUUUUAUUAACGUUUCCUGCUCCCCUUUUUAACGUUUAAAAUGUCUGAUCCCUCGAAACGUAAUAUACGCGGGUUAUACUGUUAUUAUUAU
Molecule: messenger RNA, 5388 nt
Organism: Gordionus sp. m RMFG-2023
Lineage: Eukaryota; Metazoa; Nematomorpha; Gordioida; Chordodea; Parachordodidae
Exons: 23
Coding region: 121-4701 (1526 amino acids)
Biological process (GO): peptide metabolic process
Cellular component (GO): membrane; extracellular region
Molecular function (GO): oxidoreductase activity, acting on paired donors, with incorporation or reduction of molecular oxygen, reduced ascorbate as one donor, and incorporation of one atom of oxygen; copper ion binding; protein binding
Source: RefSeq, a predicted model, not a curated record